AUGUGGCCGCUAGUUUUUCCAAACGAUCCGCGAGAAUAUAUAAAUAGUACCAUCGCCCAAAUAGGUGACGAUGACGUGACAAAAAGGAAACAAAUAACAUGUCAACUCCAAAAAGAAUUUCCAGGCGUGUUCGCAGCGGGUAUCGGAACGUUCGCUAAAGGCGAAUUGAAAUUAACGUUGAUUGAGGGAGCUACGCCGAAAUUUCUGCAGCCAAGAAAAAUGCCCUGGGCAUUGCGCGAUAAAGUAGAGAAUGAAUUAGCCAGAUUACAGCAGCUUGCAAUUAUAUCACCAGUAGAAUAUUCCGAUUGGGGCACGCCAAUUGUGCCAGUUUUGAAGAGUAACGGUACAUUACGUUUGUGCGGAGAUUAUAAAGUGACUUUAAAUAAAUAUCUUGAGGUCAAUCGCUACCCCUUACCGCGAGUUGAAGAAGUUUUAGAGACAUUAAGAGGUGGAAAAAUAUUCACAAAAUUGGACCUAUCAGAAGCCUACCAACAGCUACCAUUAACACAAGAAUCUCAAAAACUAGUGGUAAUCAGUACUCAUAUCGGAUUGUUUAAAUACCACAGGUUGCCGUACGGGGUAGCGACGGGACCAGGAUCAUUUCAAAGGGUCAUGACUUCUCUAUUAUUAGGCAUACCGGGCACGAUCGUUUUUAUUGACGAUAUUCUCAUUACAGCGGCAACACUAGAAAUACAGACAGACAGAGUGCGAGAGGUACUAAAGCGUUCAAACGAGGGAGGUUUGCGUUUAAAAUUCGAAAAAUGUAAAUUCUUUAAAAACGAGGUGUGUUAUUUGGGGUUUCGUAUUAACGAAGAAGGGAUUCGACCUUUAGAGGCGAAAAUAAAGAGUGUAAAAGAUGCACCAAAGCCAAGGGACGUGUCGGAAUUGAGAAGCUUUUUGGGGUCGAUCAAUUAUUACGGUCGUUUUAUUGAAAAUAUGGCCCAGAAAUUGCGGGGUCUUUACGAAUGUCUCGAGAAAGAUAAAUUCGAGUGGACGGAGGUCUGUGACAAAACUUUUGAAAAAAUCAAACGCGAACUCGUGUCCGAUAAAAUCUUAGCGCACUUCGACCCCCAAAAGCAGACAGUUCUCACUUGCGAUGCAUCCCCGUAUGGGAUAAGUGCCGUGUUGGCGUACAGAGAUGAGGAAGGUAACGAUCGACCGAUAUGUUUCGCGAGCCGGACUUUAACGAGUACCGAGCGAAAUUACACUCAUCUGGAUAAAGAAGGCCUGGCAAUUAUUUUUGGGGUGCGCAAAUAUUUCGAAUAUCUGUACGGACAUAAAUUCAUAUUACAAACAGAUUCAGCAGCUUUAGCGCGUAUAUUCGAUCCGAGUAAAGUGAUCCCAGAGAUCGCAGCAGCACGAUUGCAAAGAUGGGCGCUAUUUCUCGCGCCGUUUGAGUAUACUAUUAAACACAUUCAAGGGAAAAAAAAUUAUGCAGACUGGUUAAGUAGACUACCAUUGCCGAAAACAAAAGAUGAUGCUAAAGAAUUUCCGAUUUUACAGAAUACGAUGUAUACCCAUGUGAAUUGCGUUAAAGACUAUGAUUUCGCGACCCUCGAUUGGAAGGCGGUAAGAAAAUGUACACGGGAAGAUGAAACUUUGAGUAAAGUAAUACGAUAUUGUAUGGAUGGUUGGGAAGAAAAAUCUCCGAUUGACGAAAGUCUUAAAACUUUCUGGAAUAAGCGCGAAUCAUUAACAAUUGAUCAAGGUUGCGUCUUAUGGGGACACCGAGUGGUGAUUCCAAAUAAACUAAGAGAGAUAGUACUCAAAGAGUUACAUUACAGUCAUUUUGGUGUUACAAGAAUGAAAGCGCUCGCUCGAUCUUUUGUGUGGUGGCCGGAGAUUAAUAAACAAAUUGAGUCAAUCACGCAGGCAUGCCGCGCUUGUUUAGAAACAAGAAAAUCGCCGCCGAAAAUUGCUUUGACACCGUGGGCUUGGCCUACAACACCGUGGCACAGAAUACAUGCGGAUUUCUUGGGGCCUUUUAACGGUAAAACGGUACUCGUGAUAGUGGACAGCCAUUCAAAAUGGCCCGAAGCUAUAAUCAUGCAAUCGAUGAGCGAAUCUCAUACGAUAAAAGCGUUCGAGGAAGUGUUUGCUCGACAUGGGUAUCCUGCUCAUUUGAUUACGGACAAUUAUUCGACGUUCGUAGGUAAAGCGUUUCAGUCAUUGCUAAAAGUAGGGGGUGUUAGACACAGUACAACGCCACCGUAUUGUCCGGCUACAAAUGGAGCGGCGGAGAAUUUUGUGGGGACUUUCAAACGCAAAGUCGCAUGUAUUAUGGCGGACGGUUUCAAUCUCCAAAAAGCAAUAACUAAAUUUUUAUUUGAUUAUCGUAGCACCCCCCAUGCCACCACACAAAGGACUCCAGCGAGUUUAGCACUCGGUAGAGAACUCAAAACUCGUUUUUCACGACUUCGGCCGACGCCGGUCAACGAGUGCAUAGUCACCCAUCAAUCGCGUCAAAUUCAAAAUUAUGCGGGGAAAAGAGAAAGUACAUUAAAAGUCGGUGAUUCGGUGAUGGCUCGAGAAUAUAAACAGGAGGGAAAAGCAGCGUGGAAACCGGGCACUGUAAAGAAAGAAUUAAUAGCGGGCGUCACGUAUCUCAUUCGCAUCGACGAAAAGACAGUUUGGAAAAGACACGCAAACCAGUUGAUCAAGUGUGAUGGUUCGAUUGUGGCAGAACAAAACGAGGCUGAAAAGAAACAGCAGACCUUACUACAGCCUAGGCCCAUGGUUCGUCGAUCGGAGCGGUUACAAAAUAAGAAGGGGGAGAUGUAG
Molecule: messenger RNA, 2781 nt
Organism: Neodiprion fabricii
Lineage: Eukaryota; Metazoa; Arthropoda; Insecta; Hymenoptera; Diprionidae
Exons: 1
Coding region: 1-2781 (926 amino acids)
Biological process (GO): DNA integration
Molecular function (GO): nucleic acid binding
Source: RefSeq, a predicted model, not a curated record